Ceratitis capitata (Mediterranean fruit fly) is the source of this 1134-nucleotide messenger RNA. RefSeq lists its product as uncharacterized. Bases 355 to 732 code for a protein of 125 amino acids. The record is from RefSeq and is a predicted model, not a curated record. NCBI's taxonomy places the organism in Eukaryota, Metazoa, Arthropoda, Insecta, Diptera, Tephritidae. The transcript has 3 exons.
AAUAAGUUUGUUUUUUUUAUAACGGAAAACCCUCGGACUCGUAAGUGGCGCAGUCGAUUAAAGAACCUAAUAACGUUUAGUGAACAUCCCGAAGGACUUCAUUAAACCGUUAAAAUAAAUAUAUAUAUAUAUCCUUAUAAAAACCGAAGUGACAGUGAAAAGUCAAAAGACUUCAUUGCAAAUUUUAACUCAAACGUCUAAAAGACAAUAUAGCACAAAAGAGCUAUAGUUAUGAAAAAUACAAAAAAUAAAACAGUACAUUGUAUCUAAAGAUAACAAACCACUGGAACAUUAUAGAAAACAAAAGUGCCUAAAGACAACAAUAAACAAAAAAAAAAGUAGAAAAAUAUAAAUAUGUCCGUCGAAAACAACCACAUCAAUCAACCCGCUUUACUAUCUGGAUCCGACCUCUUGAAGGAAGCAGCUCGUAUCAAGGAGUUCCACGGCACAAAAGACUACGAUUUAUCAUCCUUCAUCAGAGAAGUUGAAUUAAUAUUGCCGCUGUUUCAAGAAAAUGCCAUACUACACCGGUUUGUCCUCGAAAGAUACGUAAAAAACAAAAUCCAAGGGCCAGCCUUACACGUUGUUAGAGCGUUAGGAUCGGAAGCAACGUGGAAUCAAAUAAAAGAGGAACUUGUGAAGAAUUUCGGCAUCAGGGAGAGCUACCACUAUCUAUAUCAUCAGGCUAUAAAUAUGAAGAACAACAAUCACAUCUACAUAGCUAUGGCGUAAGACCAGUUAAAUUCUUUUUAAUCAAUGACAGACAAGUUUUAAAGGCUUUUUGGCUUGUUUUAAAUUAUUUAAGGAUUUUCGGAGUCCCAUGUACUACAAGAGUGGACAUGGAUCUGCUACAUAUCUAGACCGCACAAUGAAAUGUUGUAUAUGAUGAGUGAUUAGCGUAGGAUCGACGAGGGGAAGAGGUAAAGCUAACUUACGUGCUUUUGUACAUAGAUGCAUGUUCGCACGGGCUUGUGAAUUUUAUAUAUAAUGCACUAAUUGACAAAUUGAUUUAAGUGAGUCUAUACCUUUUGUGAUGGAAAAAUAAUAAUUAUGUUGUUUCUUUGCUGGUUUGGGAGUGUUCAUGGACAACGUGUAAACAGAAUGUUAUAUAUUUAGAAGCAAUGUGUCAGCAGU